This is a messenger RNA of Chelonia mydas (Green sea turtle), 3809 nucleotides long. It is a transcript of the gene ADORA2B, whose product is annotated as adenosine A2b receptor. Lineage: Eukaryota; Metazoa; Chordata; Testudines; Cheloniidae. Gene Ontology annotation, molecular function: G protein-coupled adenosine receptor activity. The record is from RefSeq and is a predicted model, not a curated record. The coding region runs from base 546 to 1559 and encodes 337 amino acids. Gene Ontology annotation, cellular component: membrane. Gene Ontology annotation, biological process: vasodilation; G protein-coupled adenosine receptor signaling pathway; adenylate cyclase-activating G protein-coupled receptor signaling pathway. The transcript has 2 exons.
CCGUAAGCGGGCGCAGGAGCCGCUCGCACCGGGGCCGGCCGCGGACACAGCCCGCCGGAGCAGCGCCCCGGGGCCGGUCAAGAGUCGGCCGGAGAGCCGCCGCUUGCAGCCCUCGCUCAACGCGCCCGGGGACUUCCUCGGCUCGCGGGUCCCGCGCCGCCCGGAGACCAGCCGUGCCCGGCGGGAUGCCCCGGCGGGGGGACCCCCCUGCGCCCCGCCGGGCGCCGCAGCUGGGCUCCUGACUCGGGGAGCGACCGCGGGGAGCCCGGAGCCCAGCUCGCCGUGGAGGGGGAGCCCCAGCGGUGGCGCUGCCAGGGGCGCUGCCUCGCCAGGGCGCAGCAGGUGUUUCCCAGGGGCCUUGCUGAGCCCAGCCGCAAGGGGACCAUGCCCUCCCGGCGGAGCCAGGGGCGAGCUGCGCCCGCCGCCCACUGACGGGCCCCCUCCCUGGGAAAGACCAUGGUAAGGGCUCCCGGGCCGCGGCUGCUCAUCGCUGGGGACUGCCGCGCCCUGGACAGAGCCGCCUCCACGUGAGCCUCCCACCCCUCAUGAUGGACACGGUCUACAUCGCGCUGGAGCUGAUCAUCGCCGUGCUCUCCAUCGCGGGCAACGUCCUGGUGUGCUGGGCCGUGGCCAUCAACAGCACCCUGAAGAACGCCACCAACUACAUCCUGGUGUCGCUGGCCGUGGCCGACAUCGCCGUGGGCUUGCUGGCCAUCCCCUUUGCCAUCACCAUCAGCGUUGGCCUCCGCACGGAUUUCCACAGCUGCCUCUUCUUCGCCUGCUUUGUGCUGGUGCUGACCCAGAGCUCCAUCUUCAGCCUGCUGGCCGUGGCCAUCGACCGGUACCUGGCUAUCAAGGUCCCGCUCAGAUACAAGAGCCUGGUGACCGGGAAACGGGCAAGAUGGCUCAUCGCUGUGCUCUGGCUCCUGUCCUUUGGGAUUGGACUGACCCCACUGAUGGGCUGGAACACAGCCACUACGGGGCAGGAACAGAUUAGCUGCCUGAAUUCUACUAAUAGCUCGCAGACCCAGCAGGGCUGCUUAAUCAGCUGUCUCUUUGAGAAUGUGGUCACCAUGAGCUACAUGGUCUAUUUCAACUUCUUUGGCUGUGUGCUCCUCCCACUCUUCAUCAUGUUGGGCAUCUAUGUCAAGAUAUUCAUGGUGGCCUGCAAGCAGCUGCAGAAGAUGGAGUUGAUGGGUAAGUCCAGGACUACCCUCCAGAAGGAGGUCAAUGCGGCCAAGUCUCUGGCCAUCAUCGUUGGGCUCUUUGCCUUCUGCUGGCUGCCCCUGCACAUCCUGAACUGCUUCACCUACUUCCACCAGGACUUUCGCAACAAGAAGCCUGAUUGGGUGAUGUACAUGGCUAUCAUCCUGUCCCACGCCAACUCGGUCAUCAACCCCAUUAUCUACGCCUACAAGAUCAGGGACUUCCGCUGCACCUUCCGCAAGAUCCUUGCCAAGUACGUCCUCUGCAAAAUGGAGGAUGUCCCCAAGGGCUCCAGUGGCAACAGCCGGCACCUGACUGUCAGCAACCUCAGUUCUGCUCCUGUAUUUAUCUAACCAUGCCAGUCAUCCUGUAGCCUGGCCCUGACCAACCCAACCCUCCCCACCCCUUGUGCCUAUGUGGACAGUAGACCAGGAUUCUGAUGAGUCACACUAUAUAUUUGUACAGCUGUAUUUUUUUUAAUAUAUAUUUUUUUAACCUAGUGCCUCACAGGGGAAUAACAUUUCUGGGGAGGGUAAGCAGGGCCCUGUCUAUCUCCUGACCUUCGGGUUAUGGAGUGCUGGUGAUUGUAUUGCAUUUCCUUCUAGGUCAAAGGUUGAAUGUUGGAAGCCCCGUGUCCUGGGAUGGGUUUCCCCAGCUGUGCUGCUCAUGUCAACUCCUGGCCUUUUGGAUUUUAUUUAUUUAUUUUUUUUUUUGGCUCACUUAGAAGGAUUUUUUGUUGGUGGUUCAUUUUCUACAUACUUGAUGCCACUUUGGUAAAUACCCUAUUUUUUCCAUCAAUUAUUUGAUGCAGCUAGUAUUCUCCCAUGGGAAAUAAUCUUAUGUAGCCCAGAUGCUGGUGUAAAACUGAAGCCCUGACCCAGAGUCAGAAGGGAUCUGCUGGUGUUAAUGGGAAAACAUUAUGGUGAUCCGGGAAAUGGUGAUCUGGCCUCAUUCCUCAAACACUGCCCUGCUCGAAGUCUGACAGUUGAGAGGAGAUAGAGCAGCCUCACAAUCCUGAACUCCCCCCAUUCCAUAGGACUGACUACCCCCCCAUGCUCCAUGGAGUUUAGUAUCCCAGCUCUAGCAGUGAACACCUGCUACUCGACCAAAAAGCCAAACCCUGCUGCUAUUCACAUUGAGGCUGAAUCAGUGGCCACUGAAGUCAAUGAAAAGACUCCACUGAUUCCUGGGCUUUGGGUCAGGUCCAUAGAGCUGGUCCUGUUACCCCUGCAGUCAAGGGCAAAGCUCACACUGCCUUCAGGAGUGCAGGAUCCAACUGGAUGCUGCUCUGUGCGCUCAAGUGCUGCAGCUCCUGUUGGCCCUACGUCUAACCGCUGUUCUGAUGACCGUCAGCCCCAGGGCCAUGCUGCAUUCCCGGUGCACUGUGGGGUGAAUUCAGGAUGUUGAGACGCCUUUCUCCUAGCUAUGGGAGGUUUAUGUCUGUUUAUCUGAAGGUCGUGAGUGGGAUUGUAUUUACCUGUCAAGUUAGAAUGCUCUUGUGCAAACAACGGCCCCAUAGAACAGCACAGCCCUUUGGAACAGGCACUGACAUGAGCACAAGGUUUGUUUCUCGGGUGGUUAGACUGAGUCGAAAAUUGCUACACCCACAGCCCUGGCUCAGGGGCUAAUUUGCACCAUCUUGGCCACUGACUGUUCUAUAAUUCCACUGAAGGGCAGAGAAGCCUUAAUGUGCACUGAGCUUAAUAACUCUCUGUAAGCCUAGCUUUUGGGGUUUUUAAAUGACUAAGCCCUAUUUAAUAUGUGAACUGUGGUACAUACAAUGACACACAGGUGGGGAGAACUAUGGGGCGUUUGCUCCAAAGGGGUUGAAUGUGUUGACGCUGUCAUUGAAGGUGCAAAGAGCAGCAGUGUAUACCUGGUAUGCCCUGUGGGGGGGCCUUUUGUUCUAAGGGGGCUCAAAAAUUCCAGUAAAACUAGUCCCCUUCUCUCCCCAGAAUCUGACUUUAACAGGUAGAGCCUCAAGCCUACAGCUGUGAGAGUGUAUGGCACUGACAGGGAGAGCACAAAUGGCAAAAGGGCCAGAUUUCCUACCAGACUCCAGAUGGUCCAUUAAAAAUUAUACCCAGUAACAGUGCUAAUGGAAAGAAGGAACUGGUUUGUUACAAGGCAAACCACUGGCUAGGUCUGGAAACUACAGGCUUACGCAAGGGCUGGGUAUCCACCUUGGUGCUGCAACCCUUUUCUAAACUGGAGCCUUAGGAGAAGGUUCUUAAAGUGCCAGUGAAGUGGCAAAUUUAAUCUCUGAACCAUUUGGUACCUUGACAUGUGACCACCAGAGAGCUGUAGUUCAUGCCUGUGUAUUUAAUAUGGUCUCCGCUGGGCAGCUCUCACAUGCACAGCCCAUGCUCAGAGACAGGGAUGGGAAUGCAGGUUCUCAGAGCUGCCCCUCUGUGCCCGGGGGGAGUCUGUUGGGAAGGAAGUGCUAUCAACCUGAGCGGCAGAAAUGGAAGCCAAAGCCCUCUCCUGCCAUUCUUCGCAAUGUGGUUGCUGUGAAGAGGGCACGUAUGGGAAGGCUAGAGCUGUCUGUCAUUAGUACUUUAAUAAUACUGUAGCCAGCUUUGUUUCUUUGAGUUUAUUUUGUA